Messenger RNA from Andrographis paniculata, 2695 nucleotides. Its product is annotated as ent-copalyl diphosphate synthase 1-like. Bases 165 to 2663 code for a protein of 832 amino acids. The record is from RefSeq and is a predicted model, not a curated record. Gene Ontology annotation, cellular component: chloroplast. Gene Ontology annotation, molecular function: magnesium ion binding; terpene synthase activity. Lineage: Eukaryota; Viridiplantae; Streptophyta; Magnoliopsida; Lamiales; Acanthaceae. Gene Ontology annotation, biological process: gibberellin biosynthetic process. The transcript is spliced from 15 exons.
UUUAGAAAUGUAUCUGUUUCUGUCUUUUCUUCUAGUGCUGCCAUUUUCCCUCUCUCCUCUGCUUUUAAAACCCCCCAUUCUCUUCUCUCUCUCCCUCUGUCUCUCUCUCCCUCAGUGGUCGCUCAGUAUUUCUCGUUUCAGCACCCCAUUUCCCUCGUCCAAACAUGCCUUUGUUUUCCCUCCUCGGAUCAUCCCCCUCCCCGCCGCCCCAGCUCUAUAUUCCGGCAGCAUCUCCUUUUCCUCGCACCUCCGUUGUUGCAGGACUAUUUUCUGUUUGGAGAAAUACAACAAACACUGGCUAUCCCCUUCUGCAAUGUGGUGCAGUUUCCAGAGCUCCUGCUGAAGGAGAAUAUAUAGAUGUGAUUCUGAGUGGUUUCCCUGUCAGAAAGUGGCCAUCGAAUAUUGCUACAGAGGGUGACACACAAAAGGAUAAGUAUAAAGGCGAGGAAGUGAGAUCAAAUGAGAGGAGGGAUCGGAUGGUUGAGAUGAUCAAGUCAAUGCUGAGAUCAAUGGACGAUGGAGAGAUAAGCAUAUCUCCUUAUGACACUGCGUGGGUGGCGUUGGUGGAGGAUAUUGGAGGCAAAGGACAGCCUCAGUUUCCCACCAGCAUCGAAUGGAUUUCAAACAACCAACUGGAGGACGGUUCGUGGGGCGACAGUGCUGCCUAUUCAGCUCACGACAGGAUACUCAACACAUUGGCUUGUGUUGUCGCAUUGAGAUCCUGGAAAAUGCACCAGGACAAAACUGAUAAAGGGGUUACAUUUAUCAGAAAGAACAUUCACAGGCUAGACGAAGAAAAAGAAGAGCACAUGCCCAUAGGUUUCGAAGUGGCACUGCCAUCCCUUAUUGAAACAGCCAAAAAGUUAGGGAUAGAUGUGCCCAAUGAUUCCCCAGCCUUGCAAAAAAUUUACGCUAGAAGAGAAUUAAAGCUUACAAGGAUACCAAGGGACAUUAUGCACAAGGUGCCCACAACAUUACUGCACAGCUUAGAGGGAAUGUCAUCAGGGCUUGAGUGGCAAGAGCUGUUGAAAUUACAGUGUCCUGACGGCUCAUUUCUCUUUUCUCCAUCCUCCACUGCCUUUGCAUUACAACAAACUAAGGAUGAGAAUUGUCUCAAAUAUUUACUCAAGCAUGUUAGAAAGUUCAAUGGGGGAGUUCCUAAUGUGUAUCCGGUGGACUUAUUUGAGCGCCUAUGGGCUGUGGAUCGGCUACAAAGGCUGGGGAUAUCAAGGUAUUUUCAACCUGAGAUUGAAGAGUGCCUUGGUUAUGUACACAGAUACUGGACAGACAAGGGGAUUUGUUGGGCAAGAAAUUCUCAAGUUCAGGACGUUGAUGACACUGCCAUGGGAUUCAGGCUUCUGAGGUUGCAUGGCUACCGGGUUUCGGCAGAUGUUUUCAAGAACUUUAAACAGGACGAAGAGUUCUUCUGCUUCGCGGGGCAGUCAAAUCAGGCAGUGACUGGAAUGUAUAACUUGUACAGGGCUUCUCAGGUGAUGUUUCCAGGGGAAGUUAUACUUGCAGAAGCCCGCAAGUUCUCCCACAAGUUCUUGCAAGAGAAAAGGGCUAACAAUGAACUACUUGAUAAAUGGAUUAUAACCAAAGACCUUCCAGGAGAGGUGGGAUUUGCACUGGAUAUUCCAUGGUAUGCCAGUUUACCUAGAAUUGAGACAAGAUUUUUCUUGGAACAAUAUGGUGGUGGUGAUGAUGUUUGGAUUGGGAAGACCUUGUACAGAAUGCCCUACAUUGACAACAGGGCCUACCUUGAUCUGGCAAAGUUAGAUUACAAUAAUUGCCAGGCAUUGCAUCAGAGUGAGUGGAAAAGCUUUCAAAAAUGGUACAGAAGUUGCAGACUUGAGGAGUUUGGGUUGUCGGAGACGACCCUUGUUCAAACUUAUUACAUCGCAGCAGCAAGCAUAUUUGAGCCAGAAAGAUUGUAUGAGCGGCUUGCAUGGGCUAAAACUGCGAUUCUAAUGGAGACUGUCAUGCGGCAUUCGGACCAAAAGAAACUCUCCAAGCAACAAAAGCACGCAUUAGUCAAUGAAUUCAAACAUUGUGCACUGCUUGGAGAAAGGUACAAAACACGAAACAACCUGAUAGGGACCCUGGUCAGAAGUGUGAAUGAACUCUCAUUGGACGCACCAUUGGCGCGAUACGCAGACAUCCAAUCACACUUGCAUCGGGCGUGGCAAAAGUGGCUAAGCUCAUGGGAGGAAGGGGACACGGGUGAAGGCGAUGCAGAGCUGCUAGUGUGCACUCUAAAUCUGUGUGGUGGAGGCCGCAGCAGUCACAGUCGAUGGUCCGACAAAUUAUUGUUGUCGUAUCCUCCGUAUCAGCCCCUUGUGCAGAUCGCCAGCAGAGUCUGUCACCAUCUCCGCCUGUCUCCAACCCGAAAGGAGGAGGCAAGGAUGUGCGAGCAGAAGCUGCAAAGUGGCGUGAGUGGUGGUGACAUAGAAGGGAGCAUGCAAGAGCUGGUGAGAUUAGCGCUGGCCAAGAGCCACAGCGAAUUGGAGUUUCGUGUGAAGCAAAACUUCCUCCUUGUAGCCAGGAGUUAUUACUACACCGCAUAUUGUAACCCUGCUACUAUCAAUCUCCACAUAGCCAAAGUCCUCUUUGAGACUGUCGUACUAGAAUGCUGUGAUGACCAUACCCGCCGUUACUUCUGAUGUUAAAUAAAUUAAUUGAUUGGGAAGAGUUA